This is a messenger RNA of Harmonia axyridis, 580 nucleotides long. It is a transcript of the gene PolE4, whose product is annotated as DNA polymerase epsilon subunit 4. Lineage: Eukaryota; Metazoa; Arthropoda; Insecta; Coleoptera; Coccinellidae. The transcript is spliced from 2 exons. Gene Ontology annotation, molecular function: protein heterodimerization activity. The coding region runs from base 79 to 534 and encodes 151 amino acids. The record is from RefSeq and is a predicted model, not a curated record. Gene Ontology annotation, cellular component: epsilon DNA polymerase complex; nucleus.
GAAAUUUGCCGCCUGAUUUGUGAUUGUUAUGGAGCCUUUUAUUUAGAGUUACUAUUUUAUUCCUCCAUAUAAUUCAUAAUGGGUGAUAUGAAUAUGGAAACAUUAAUUGAAUCUCCUAACCAAUCAUCAAUUCAAAUGGAAGCCUGUGAAGACGAAAACUUGCCAAAUUCUAUUCCUGAAGAUGAAUUACCUGCUUCAAAUGAAUCAGAAACACCUACAGAAAUUCAACAAGAAUCAAUUUCUGAAGUUUUGAGUGAAGACAUUUUGGAGAUUAAAUCCAAACAAAGUAGUAGACUUCCUCUAGCUCGAAUCAAACAAAUUAUGAAAUUCGAUCCUGAUUGUUCUCUUAUUAGCCGGGAUGCUAUUAUGUUAGUGUCAAAGGCUACAGAACUGUUUAUUGAGUACCUUGGAAAAGAAGCGGUCAAACACACCCUAAAUAAUAAGAAAAAAACGGUAUCAAAAAAGGAUGUAGAUGCUGCGAUUGACUGUGACCCCAAUUUAUGUUUCCUUGAUGGAGCGCUUGAUUGGGAAUGAUUAUUUUGUAAUAUAUUGUGUAAAUAAAUAUUUUAUAUAUUCAUAA